CAGUUGAUUCACGGCACUGAAAGGCUGCGGUCAGCCAGCAGAUAAUUUUGUAUCUGACAGAUACAAAGCGUACAAAACUGGCUAUUGCCUUAUACGUAAUACGUAAUACCUAUUUAAUGCAUUCAGCUCAUUUUCGCCGAUUUAAAUAGCCAAGCAUACGCCAGCCAGUUAGUCACUGAGUCAGUCAGUCGGAGAGACAACUGCGCCUUUAGAUCAACGCAACAAUUGUCGCUUGUCUCAGUUUCGAUUGUUGCAUUGCCACAGCAACAACAACCACAGCACUAGAAUAACUUCAGAUGGGUCUGUCGGAUACUACAGUGAAGCAUCUGCUGCUUCUGCUCAACUUUGUGUAUGCGGUGCUCGGUUUGCUGCUCAUUGGAUUUGGCAUAUUCUUUCUAGCCUACGUCACGACGAUUAGCAUUGGUGAGAAUGUCGCUGGCGGUCUGAUAAUCGGCCUGGGCGUCGUCAUCAUAAUCAUUGCCAUCUUUGGCUGCUUGGCUGCCAUACAUGAAGCGCCAAGGCGACUCUUGAUAUAUGUUGUGGCCGUGGUGGUGUUGAUACUCACACAACUGCUGUUUCUUAGCAUGGUAUCGAACGGCACUAAGGAUGGCAUCUCAGGUAGCAUCAAUGAGGGCUUUGAGAAAUUGUGGGAUAUGGAGCGCAAUGAAACCGGCGCAUUGUCAUACUAUGAGAGCUGGUUGCAUUGCUGUGGUGUCAACAACUCCGAGGACUAUUUUGUCAUACAUCAUGCGGUGCCCAAGAGCUGUUGCAUUGACCAAAAAUGCAUUGACGACUCCAGUCUCUACAAAGUGGGCUGCAAGUCGAAAUUCGUCGAGUACUUGGAUGACCGGCUAUUGGUUUUCAAGAUUGUCAGUUGGCUGCUCAUCUUGGGAGAGGCUGUAGGCGCUUCCCUUGGUUGGUUCCUGCUAACCGGACUUAAGAACCAGGAUCGACGCAACAAUGCUGUCUGGAUGUAAACAAUUAUAACACUAAGACUUAAGUAUUACUUAAAUUAAAAUACACUAAUAUUAAAUUGCUUUUAUUAUAAAACUUAAUUGUACUUUGAAAUAUUGUUUUUAU
Molecule: messenger RNA, 1080 nt
Organism: Drosophila innubila
Lineage: Eukaryota; Metazoa; Arthropoda; Insecta; Diptera; Drosophilidae
Product: tetraspanin-6
Exons: 5
Coding region: 297-977 (226 amino acids)
Cellular component (GO): membrane
Source: RefSeq, a predicted model, not a curated record